AUGGCUAUGGCUACUUGUACUCAGCUAUCUUCUUCUCCUUUGUUUCACUCUCAAAUUACCAAAAAACCAUUCCUUCUCUCGGCGGCGAAGAUCGACCGUCAUGGUUUCAGUGCACGGAGACCGAACUCUCUAUCGUUACUCCGUCGUCUUUCAGUCUCGGCUUCGUCUGCUUCUUCCGCCGUUGAACCGGUGACUUCAACCAAAACUCUUCCGUUUCGAGUCGGUCACGGUUUCGAUCUGCAUCGGUUAGAGCCAGGGUACCCUCUGAUCAUCGGCGGGAUCGAUAUCCCUCACGAUAGAGGCUGCGAAGCUCACUCCGAUGGCGAUGUGUUGCUCCAUUGUGUAGUGGAUGCAAUUCUGGGAGCGUUAGGGCUUCCUGAUAUUGGUCAGAUUUUCCCAGAUUCUGAUCCUAAAUGGAAAGGAGCUGCUUCUUCUGUCUUCAUCAAAGAAGCUGUGAAACUCAUGGACGAGGCAGGGUACGAGAUAGGAAACCUUGACGCCACAUUGAUUCUACAGAGACCAAAGAUAAGUCCUCACAAAGAGACGAUCAGAUCCAAUCUGUCCAAGCUUCUUGGUGCAGAUCCUUCUGUUGUCAACUUAAAAGCUAAAACACACGAGAAAGUUGAUAGCCUCGGAGAAAACAGAAGCAUUGCAGCUCACACUGUUGUUCUCCUUAUGAAGAAGUGA
Arabis nemorensis is the source of this 687-nucleotide messenger RNA. The record is from the annotation of a GenBank genome assembly. NCBI's taxonomy places the organism in Eukaryota, Viridiplantae, Streptophyta, Magnoliopsida, Brassicales, Brassicaceae.